GCAAAGACCGCCCAUCAACUUAGCACCUUGAAAUAGAAUCUUUCGAUCCCGAAGGAGGUUGGCGUUGCCGGGGUCGGCGGGAGAGGAAGAAGGAGGGCGGAGGCUGCAACGGCUCCGGGGCUCGCUAGACGGGGCUUGGAGACCGAGGAGCCCCUGCGGGAGAGGGACACGGGGCGCGGGGCCUCGCCCUCGGGCUCCCUCCCUUCUUCCUCUCUCCCCGCCUCCCGGCCCGCCCCUCCCUCUCUGAAGAGCCGUCUCUCCUCCGCGUGUCUCCGAGCGCUCUCUCCAUUGUCUCUGCCUUUACAACAGGUUCGGGCGGGGGGGAAGACAGGCGGGUGCGGGGCCGCCCCAGCCCCGGCUUUCUUGGGGCGGUCUUCCUUCCUCCGGGUGUGAGUGCCUUCGGCUGCUUUGAUUCGGCUCCGGAGCUAAUUCCCCGGCGGAGCAGCCCCCGGCGAGUCCGACCCCUCCCUCAGGGCCGUCUCCCAGCCCGCGCCCCGCCGCCUGGGUCUGCGUGUGGGAAUGAUGUGCGCGUUGGAGGGUCUAAGUUCUUCACGCGCCUGGGGGGUCCUCCCUUUUUUUUCUUAGGCAACCAAAUCGUACUCCUCUUACUAAUCAGUAAAUCCAAGGCAGCGGCAGGAAAGACGAACGCUGUUUUUCCCGCUUGAUUCCAAGAACCUCUUCGAUUUUUAUUUUUAAAGAGGGAGACGAUGGACUGAGCAGAUCCACACCAUGGAGUCUCGGGUCUUACUGAGAACAUUAUGUUUGCUCUUCGGUCUCGGAGCAGUCUGGGGGCUUGGUGUGGACCCAUCCCAACAGAUUGACGUCUUAACGGAGUUAGGACUUGGGGAGUCCACGACCGGAGUGCGCCAGGUCCCCGGGCUACAUAAUGGGACGAAAGCCUUUCUUUUUCAAGAUACUCCCAGAAGUAUAAAAGCAUCCACUGCUACAGCUGAACAGUUUUUUCAGAAGCUGAGAAAUAAGCAUGAAUUUACUGUUCUGGUGACCCUAAAACAGACCCAUUUAAAUUCCGGAGUGAUUUUCUCCAUUCACCACUUGGAUCACAGGUACCUGGAACUGGAAAGCAGCGGCCAUCGGAAUGAAGUCAGACUGCACUACCACUCCUCCGGCAGCCACCAUCCUCACACAGAAGUGUUUCCUUACAUUUUGGCUGAUGAUAAGUGGCACAAGCUCUCCUUAGCCAUCAGUGCCUCCCACUUGAUUUUACACGUCGACUGCAAUAAAAUAUAUGAAAGAGUUGUGGAAAAGCCUUCCACAGACUUGCCUGUGGGCACAUCAUUUUGGCUGGGACAGAGAAAUAAUGCACACGGAUAUUUUAAGGGUAUAAUGCAAGACGUGCAAUUACUUGUCAUGCCCCAAGGAUUUAUUGCUCAGUGCCCAGAUCUUAAUCGCACCUGUCCAACUUGCAAUGACUUUCAUGGACUCGUGCAGAAAAUCAUGGAGCUGCAGGACAUUUUAGCCAAAACAUCAGCCAAGCUGUCUCGAGCCGAACAGCGAAUGAAUAGAUUGGACCAGUGCUAUUGUGAAAGGACUUGCACCAUGAAGGGAACCACCUACCGAGAACUCGAGUCGUGGACAGACGGCUGUAAGAACUGCACAUGCCUGAAUGGAACCAUCCAGUGUGAAACUCUGAUUUGCCCAAAUCCUGACUGCCCCCUCAAGUCGGCUCUUGCAUACGUGGAUGGCAAGUGCUGUAAGGAAUGCAAACCUGUAUGCCAAUUUCAUGGACGAACCUAUUUUGAAGGAGAAAGAAACACGGUCUACUCCUCUUCUGGCGUAUGUGUUCUCUAUGAGUGCAAGGACCAGACCAUGAAGCUGGUUGAGAGUUCAGGCUGUCCAGCUCUGUAUUGUCCAGAGUCUCAUCAGAUUACCUUGUCUCAUAGCUGUUGCAAAGUUUGUAAAGGUUAUGACUUUUGUUCUGAAAGGCAUAACUGCAUGGAGAAUUCUGUCUGCAGAAAUCUGAAUGACAGGGCCGUUUGUAGCUGUCGAGAUGGUUUUAGGGCUCUUCGAGAGGACAAUGCCUACUGUGAAGACGUUGACGAGUGUGCUGAAGGGCGCCAUUACUGCCGUGAGAACACGAUGUGCGUCAACACCCCAGGUUCCUUCAUGUGCAUCUGCAAAACUGGAUACAUCAGAAUUGAUGACUAUUCAUGCACAGAACAUGAUGAGUGUGUCACAAAUCAGCACAACUGUGAUGAAAAUGCUUUAUGCUUCAAUACCGUCGGAGGACACAACUGCGUUUGCAAGCCAGGCUAUACCGGGAAUGGAACUACGUGCAAAGCGUUUUGCAAAGAUGGCUGUAGGAACGGAGGAGCUUGCAUUGCCGCUAAUGUGUGUGCCUGCCCACAAGGCUUCACUGGGCCCAGCUGUGAAACGGACAUUGAUGAGUGCUCUGAUGGCUUUGUUCAGUGUGACAGCCGUGCUAACUGCAUCAACCUGCCUGGAUGGUACCACUGUGAGUGCAGAGAUGGCUACCAUGACAAUGGGAUGUUUUCACCAAGUGGAGAAUCGUGUGAAGAUAUUGACGAGUGUGGGACCGGGAGGCACAGCUGUGCCAAUGAUACCAUUUGCUUUAACUUGGAUGGUGGAUAUGAUUGCCGAUGUCCUCAUGGAAAGAAUUGCACAGGGGACUGCAUCCAUGAUGGAAAAGUUAAGCACAAUGGUCAGAUUUGGGUGUUGGAAAAUGACAGGUGCUCUGUGUGCUCGUGUCAGAAUGGAUUUGUAAUGUGUCGACGGAUGGUCUGUGACUGUGAGAAUCCCACGGUUGAUCUUUUCUGCUGCCCCGAAUGUGACCCAAGGCUGAGCAGUCAGUGCCUCCAUCAAAAUGGGGAAACCUUGUACAACAGUGGUGACACCUGGGUCCAGAAUUGCCAACAGUGCCGCUGCUUGCAAGGGGAAGUUGACUGUUGGCCCCUGCCUUGCCCAGAGGUGGAGUGUGAAUUCAGUGUCCUCCUAGAGAAUGAGUGCUGCCCGCGCUGUGUCACCGACCCUUGCCAGGCCGAUACCAUCCGUAAUGACAUCACCAAAACUUGCCUGGACGAGAUGAAUGUGGUUCGCUUCACUGGGUCCUCUUGGAUCAAACAUGGCACUGAGUGUACUCUCUGCCAGUGCAAGAAUGGCCACAUCUGUUGCUCAGUGGAUCCACAGUGCCUUCAGGAACUGUGAAGUUAACUGUCUCACUGGAAAUUUCUGUUUAAAGAAUGUUCUUUCAUUAAAAAGACCAAAAAAAAAAAUUGAAGUGGAUGAUUUGUGGGCAGCUAAGUGCAGCAUUGUUAAUAGCUGAGUAAACUUUCAAUUACGAAAUUUGUGGAGCUUGAGAAAAUCACAAAAGGAAACUUCUUGGGGCAAAACUAGACCAGAAUUCCACCUCAACUGCAUCUGAUGUUGGCAUGUAGAAGAAUGCGUGUGAAAUACACACCAUGACAUCACGACCUCUGGAUGUAAAGCCUGAGCUUAUGGGAGCUUUGGAAGCCUCUAGCUUCACUGGUGCAGAAAAUUUUCCUCUAGAUCAGAAUCUUCACAAAUCAGUUCAGUUCUUCACUGCAAAAAAUAAAAUGUAAGGCAGUGAACGAAUUCUGUUUUCCGAAGCAAAGCAAAGAAGCUAUAACAUAUUAUAUGUACAGUAUACACUCUGAGGAGAAAUCUGAAACGAGUUAUUGUCAUGAUAAAAAUAACGCACAGGCAUGGUUACUUAAUAUUUUCUAACAAGAGAUGUCAUCCUUAUUUCAUUGUUUUACUGCACUUAAUAUUAUUUGGUUGAAUUUGUUAAGUAUAAGCUCGUUCUUGUGUAAAAUUAAAUAAAUAUUUCUCUUACCUUAUAACAUG
Molecule: messenger RNA, 3843 nt
Organism: Delphinapterus leucas (beluga whale)
Lineage: Eukaryota; Metazoa; Chordata; Mammalia; Artiodactyla; Monodontidae
Source: RefSeq, a predicted model, not a curated record